CAGAUCACAAUAUUGAAUUAUCUACUCAUGUUUUACCAAACAAGGAUGGGUGAAGUUGAUUGAAUAUUUCGCACGUUGUACACAUCAUCCAUACCAAAAAUGCAGACAGCGAUCGGAAAUGGCGUCCCUUUUCCCUUUCUGUGCUGGAAGCUGACCCCCAAACCAAUAACCCAAUAAACAACACCAAAACGAGCUUCAAAUCACCGAUUGCAUCCCCACCCAGUACCCACCGUAACCAGCCAUGUCAACGCGCCGGCGAACCUUGCUCAAGGUCAUUGUCCUCGGCGAUAGCGGGGUGGGAAAGACCUCGUUGAUGAAUCACCUCUGUGGACCGUUAACUAAAUUGUAUAGAUAUGUGCACAAGAGGUUUAGUCAGCAAUAUAAGGCUACAAUUGGUGCGGAUUUUGUCACUAAAGAACUCCAGAUUGACGACAGACUCGUCACUCUACAAAUAUGGGACACUGCUGGGCAAGAGAGAUUCCAAAGUCUUGGAGUUUCAUUUUAUAGAGGGGCAGAUUGCUGUGUUCUAGUUUAUGAUGUGAAUGUGAUGAGGUCAUUCGAUACCCUUGACACCUGGCAUGAGGAGUUUCUCAAACAGGCAAACCCUCCUGAUACGAGGACAUUUCCAUUUAUAUUGCUUGGAAACAAGAUUGAUAUUGAUGGUGGGAAUAGUCGAGUGGUCUCUGAGAAGAAAGCAAAUGACUGGUGUGUUUCAAAAGGGAAUAUCCCCUACUUCGAGACAUCUGCAAAAGAGGAUUACAACGUUGAUGCUGCAUUUCUCUCUAUUGCCAAGACUGCUCUAGCCACCGAUCGUGAACAGGACAUAUAUUUUCAAAAUAUUCCAGAGGCGGUUGCUGAGAGUGAGCAGAGGGGUGGAUGUGCAUGCUGAUAUAGAGAUACUGAAUGAUUUUAGCCACUCACCUUAAUGCUGUGGUUCAAAUUCUUCAAAUUCUUUUUGAUGAUAUAGUGUACACUGUUUGCCAUGAUUGUGUGAGUAAACCAUGUACCUUGAUGUUGCCAUUUUGAUAAAUUGUGCUAUUGUAGUCCUGUUUUUUAGUGAAGGACGAGCUUGAGAAUGUUGCACUAAAAGCAUGUUGUAUUGACCACGAAUUAUAUAGGCUUAAAGUGCUUUUUUUUAAUCUUCGAUUGUCAAAUUGAGAUGUGGAAUGGAAUGUUAAUAUUCUGUU
This is a messenger RNA of Lotus japonicus, 1187 nucleotides long. Its product is annotated as ras-related protein Rab7-like. Gene Ontology annotation, molecular function: GTPase activity; GTP binding. Gene Ontology annotation, cellular component: vacuolar membrane. The coding region runs from base 242 to 889 and encodes 215 amino acids. Lineage: Eukaryota; Viridiplantae; Streptophyta; Magnoliopsida; Fabales; Fabaceae. The transcript is spliced from 7 exons. The record is from RefSeq and is a predicted model, not a curated record.